Messenger RNA from Paramisgurnus dabryanus, 1527 nucleotides. RefSeq names its product forkhead box D5 (gene foxd5). Gene Ontology annotation, biological process: cell differentiation; anatomical structure morphogenesis; regulation of transcription by RNA polymerase II. Gene Ontology annotation, molecular function: RNA polymerase II cis-regulatory region sequence-specific DNA binding; DNA-binding transcription factor activity, RNA polymerase II-specific. The record is from RefSeq and is a predicted model, not a curated record. Lineage: Eukaryota; Metazoa; Chordata; Actinopteri; Cypriniformes; Cobitidae.
UAAUAAUAAUAAUAAUAACAACAUCACCACCAAUAAUAAUAAUAUUAAUAGAAAAAUAAAUACAUGUUUUCAUUUGGCAGACACUUAUCCAAAGGGAUUGCACUGCAUUGAAAGAUACACAUAUUUUGUCAAAGCCCCCCACACCUGCCUAGCUGUCCGGAUUCCCUGUGGUGAAGCUUCACUCCUAUUGGUCUGACUAUCCACGGACAACAAACAGAGUGUGUGUGGCCCCUCAUAAAUAUCCCUCAUUUCCACCAGCCCUGCAAACCAGCCAAGAGUAUAACCAACCACAGAUCGUUCAGGGUCCACAAUCAUGACCCUUUCCAAGGAUUACAAAGACGUCCUGCGAACCUCCAUCUCUUCAGAGAAUGAUGAGGUAGACAUCGUUGGAGGAGACCACAGUGACAGAGAGUAUUACAUGCCUUGCAAGGGCGCAGCAGAGGUGAGCUCAUCGGACAUGGACCAUUCAGAGAGCGAGUCAUCUGGAGAGAGCGAAAGCAGCUUUUGUGGCCCAAAGCAAAACUCGGCCGUCAAGCCCCCGUAUUCAUACAUCGCUCUGAUAACCAUGGCCAUCCUCCAAAGUCCGAUGAAGAAGUUGACUCUGAGCGGCAUCUGCGACUUCAUCAGCAACAAGUUUCCAUACUACAAGGAGAAAUUUCCCGCCUGGCAAAACUCCAUCAGGCACAACUUAUCACUGAACGACUGCUUCAUCAAAAUCCCGAGAGAGCCCGGCAACCCGGGUAAAGGAAACUACUGGUCAUUGGACCCUGCAUCCGAGGACAUGUUUGACAACGGCAGCUUUCUGCGCAGAAGAAAACGAUUCAAAAGAAACCAACCGGAGUUCACCAAAGAUGGCCUGGUGCUCUACCACCCAACGUUAAGUUAUCGACCAUAUGGACGACCUUACUGCGUUUCCGGGCCAGUGCCAGCCCAGGCUAAUCCUAUUGGAUAUUUGCCAAUGCCGGAUGGCAUAAUGGUGCCACCUCAAUAUUUUCAAUAUCAGACUCUCAACAUGAAAGUCCACGAAUCUCCAGAGAUGCCACAAAGGCCCGAACGCAAGACCGAAAAGUGUUCGUUUAGCAUUGACAGUAUAAUGGCCAAUUCAACCAAAAACUCUCCUCGUCAUCUCACAACUGACUACAGAUAUGUGUUUCCAAGACCUACAUCUUGUGUUGCCCCAAGUUUGUUGCCUGUGCCAAGGACUCCCGUGCUGAAAACUGUUUCUUUCACAGACGCAUUGAGAGUGGUGUAUCCACAUUGUUGAACUGCUAUGAUCGGUGUCUAAACAUAUUUUUUUAUUUUUAGUAUGUAAUUUGUAAAUUGCUCUUAUAGUUUUAAUGUAAAUAAAUAAAUGGUAAUAUAUUUGUCUGAUAAACUGUCUAAAAUGUUUUUAAAUUGAUGUAUUAAAAUGUAUGUUUAAAAUAAACCAUCUUCAAGUUUGAUUAAAGUCUACGUGUUCUCUUAAUCUUCAAUAUAAAUACGUUUCAAAAGUUUUCAAAGAAAUUGAACAUCGAAGACUGAAGGACG